This is a messenger RNA of Xiphophorus couchianus (Monterrey platyfish), 5316 nucleotides long. It is a transcript of the gene perm1a, whose product is annotated as PPARGC1 and ESRR induced regulator, muscle 1a. The record is from RefSeq and is a predicted model, not a curated record. Gene Ontology annotation, biological process: regulation of DNA-templated transcription; response to muscle activity. The coding region runs from base 151 to 3903 and encodes 1250 amino acids. Gene Ontology annotation, cellular component: nucleus; cytoplasm. NCBI's taxonomy places the organism in Eukaryota, Metazoa, Chordata, Actinopteri, Cyprinodontiformes, Poeciliidae. The transcript has 4 exons.
UCAUGGGGCUUGCUGCACUGCUUGCUGCUGCUGAGGAGACGCCCACCAGAGAGAAAAUGACUUGGCUCUGCAGGGUCUACCUGCACCUCUGAACUGUGUGGACUGAAGUCACAGCUGAAGCAGGACAGGUUCUGUUGAGCCCAGAGCCAGAUGGAUGACUUUGAGUACAGCUUGGAGAUCAGCGACCGAGACUGGGAGUGCUUCUUUGCGGAGUGUGAGGAGUGCGACCUACUUCCUCCUUCAAUAGCACAUGUGGAUGACUCGGGGAUGAGUGAUUUUGAUGACACUCUUCUCACCCAGAGAGCUCGACGAGUUUACCCAACGCUGGGCUCCCCAGUAAACAGCCACCCAGUGGACAGCCCCCUAAAGCGCGGUGACUCUCCUCCUGUGGCGCGACGCUUUGAGACAAAAGAGAGCGGCGGAUUUGACAGUGUCCUCUCUGGCAGUGAGGAGGACAUACACCUGCAGUCUGUCAACAUAUUUCUUGAGAGGCUUAAAGGUCUAAAUGAGACCGAGCCAGACCAAGAGAGAGCUGGAAACAACAGAGAGGCAAAUCAAGGGAAGCACCAAGUCAGUGGAAGCGCUCUGCCAAAAGACAGCACUAAGUGGAGCACGCUGCCUGAUGGAGUGGAAAAAGCAUUUGACAAAGAGAGCCAGAGGCUUGUUGACCCCAUCUGGAACAUCAACACAAUGAAAACAGAUACAGCCGAGUCCAACUUUUUCUCAGAACCUGAAACCUGCAGCACCUCCCCACCGAGCUUUUGCAAAUCACCUGAAACAGAGUUAUACAUAACAGAGGGCGACUUCACAGACAGUGUGGUCGAUGAGGUAGCGGGGCGCGAUCCGCUCCAUGACUCAACAGAGAGCGUCGCUGGCUCAGACUCAAGAGCUCAGCCCUGCAGAUUGGAAAUGUGGAGAAGCAUGGACGACGUCAAGCAAGAUACGUUGACAAGUCCGGAAAGUUUCUGCACAAAGUGGAGCUACAGAAAAGACAAGAUAUCGUCUCCUGAGGGGUCCCAGUUAGUCUCCUUGAGGAGGAAGAGGAGACGGAAGAGACGACUCAGUCUGGAGGCAGGUGAAGGUGGACAUCCGUGUGAGAGGCACUCAAAGGAGGACCAUUUGACAGUAAAAGAAGGAAGACGUCUGUUUCUAUCGACGGAGACACUCGAUUUAAAAGAACAUAAAAAUCUCACGUAUGUUCUCACUCCGAAUCCCGCCACCAUCAAGUUCCCAGAGAAUUUCUCUGCUCAGGAGAUAAAAAUUGAGCUCUCCCUCUCUGUUUCCCCAAGUGACAAUCAGUACCAGUCACUCCAACAGAAAGCAUGCACAGGCAGCAAUUAUUUAACCAACCACACACCCAAACCCCCUCUGAGUCAAAGUGAUGACACUACUAAUGAUGCAGCAAAUUCAAAACCAAAUGGUGAGUUUCAGGUUACAGAAGCCCCCGGUUUGAUUGGAAAUCAUCCCUUCUUGCCAGUUUCAGCUGCUAAAGUGGAAACAGAAAAGUCAAAGGGUCAGAGGCAGGAAGUGAAAUCUGCCAAUCUUCCUCCAUCUGAUGAAAGAAAUGUGUCAGCCAGUGACUGUAGAAAUGAACAACAUGCAAAACAUUCAACAGCAGAGGUCAAAUCGGUCAGCCGUUUACCGUGUGCAGAGCCAUGUGCUCCUGCCAUGGAAGUCAUCCAAAACGGCAACCUAUCCACUGCUAAGUCUGCCCUGGCGGCGGAGGCUGGAAAUUCUGGUCUGGAGAAACGCACGGUGUGUCAAAGUGACUUUGAAAGUCAAGAACAGCUGGAAAGUGAUGGUCAGAACACAAAUCAAAAUGGCACUACACUGGAAGAGACUCCCUUUUCUGUGCACACAACUGGAGGGAUCACUUCUGAGCCAGGGGCAUUCCAAGAUGAGUCUUUGGAUGAAGUAAUCAGUACUUAUCUAACAUCAGAGCACAUUAAUAAGUCAGCUAACGAAAGCUACUUAUCUGGAAGUGUUUCUGGUUUAGCUAUAGAACAACAAAUAGAUUCUUUAGAGGUUCUAACAUCAAAUAUUUUCUCAGAGAAACACAAAAAUGUACAAAUGUCACCAAUUUCAAACUCAACGAGGGACAUUCAGACAGAUACUGAAGCGUCCCAAAAUGAAAACUUACAAACAACUCCUCCUGAUAUCACACACUUGUCGUGUCGCCCCACUCUGGACUCUGAACCAGCCCUUUCACUUUCCAGUGAAAACAAGUUUUCAGUUUUUUGUUCAGCUGUUAAUGAGCAUGAAUCUGUUCAAGAAAAAAAAGAGCAGCCAAACCUCUUGGCUGAUCAGGAAGCAAACUGUACAUUUUAUGGAUCCAAAAGCCAAGAAGAAUCAAAGUCUGACUUUGCGUGUAAAGAGAAGGAAGUCGUCCCUGCAUCCAAAGAUGUGGAUGAACCUGGCAGGAUGCCGAAUUCUGUGUUUGCAAUGUCGUCAUUCUGGAGGGAGAUGGAGAACCUGACGAUAAACGACAUAUUGGGCUUACGAAAUGCAGAUAAACCUGUUCUACACGAUUUACUUCCAGCUGUAACAGAAAGCGAGGAAACAGUGGUUGAUUCAGGCAUUUUUACUGAAGAGGAUGAGCCCAAUCCAGAAGAAGCCACCAAAGAGGUCCGUGAGGUUGUUUCCUCAUCUUCACGAUCUGUUACCUGGCAGAGUGAUCCUGUGCUAGUCAGUCAAAAUCCAGAUUCAGGUCCAGAGAGCAUGAUGUUGGAAUGUGAGACUGAUUCCCAACCCGUGCUCACUGAGAGGCCUCAGAAAUGCCUUAAAAAGAUAUCGAAAACAGUCAGUGUGCACAAUUUGGCAGCCUUGGAAUCAGAUUUGUAUAGCCACACAUGCAAAGCCGAUGGAUUACAAGUCUUAGAAGAACAAAAAACAGAAAACCUGACCUUUUUCGCUGAGAGUGGCACAUCAAAGAAAGACAGAACGUUACCUUCGUCCUCUACAAACACCUACAGGAUCUCGUUCACAGACAUAUUUCAGUACUUCUUUGGAGAAAAACAGUCAAUUUCCAGCCAGCCAGCAAGAGAAGAUACAACCACACACUACACCAGUGGAAAUUCUGUCCCUGAAACUUAUGAUCAUUUCUUUUCAGAGUUUGACAACGAGAGCUUCUUCUCCCCUCUCUUAACAGCAGCAGAGAAAAACAAAGGCAAGCCAGUUCCUAUAUUCUCGUACUCUCGCUCAAGUUGCAGAAACUUCCAGUUCCCAGAGGCCUAUGAACACUUCUUUGCAUCCUCCUCAUCUGACGAUUCAUCUGGGGAAUCUGACGAAGAGGAAAGCUACCGCCCAGUGAAGGUGGUGACCAGGUUCAGCCGUAAACUCAAUUCCAGGCAGAUUACCACAGAUGUGUAUGAGAAUUUCUUCACAGAGAGCGACAUCACAGAGAAUCUCUUCUCUCUGAGUUCACUCUCCUUCAGGAAGGUUAGCUUCACAGCUCCUGCAGCCCAGGAUGAGGGGACAGACUUGCUUGUGCCCAUGAGGCAGAGCUCCAGUCAUCAGUUUCAGAAGAUUGGUUUUCCUGUCAACACGCUGGGCAGCCCAGAUGUGAUGUUCCCCGACCCACUGCUGUACCACCUGGAGGAAAGGAUCUCCAGACAGCUCGCACUGCAGCCAUGCCGAUACGAGGGGUUGGAGGUGACUGUUUCUGAUCCAAGGUUAGAUGCCCCCUUCCUGCCUCUGAAACAGUCGGAUCUGUGCUUGGUUUGUAUUGCGUUUGCUUCAUGGGUACUGAAGACUGCUAAUCCUGAAGCUGGUGAUGCCUGGAAGGCCGUCCUCCUGGCAAAUGUGAGUGCCCUGUCUGCCAUCAGAUACCUGCGUAAGUACGUCAAAGUGGAGCCUGCAACCAGUGAGACGAAGCCCCGCUAUCCUGCCUUAACAGAUUCUUGAUCUUUCUCAAUCUAAACUAUUUUCUAUUUUCUGUACGUCUCUUUGAGCAUCUAAAGGACAUCAGUCCUUAGUAGAAACAAGAGUUUCAUUGACCUCUCUAGACAUUCAUUUUCAGCUUCAGAUUGUUUUCAUUUUUGUUAAACUUUUUCAAUUCUUCGUCCCUUAAAACCCGAGAGCAUUCACGUGAGGUUUAAAAUGACCAAAGGUAAGAAAAAAAGAAAAGGUUUGAGAAGUUUGUAAAUAGUGAUGGGAGAUGAGCAGCAGGUUUUCUCUGAGCUGGACAGACUUGAGAUGACAUGACAGAUGAAUGUGUGAUAAAUAAAUGUGAAUUUGAGGCACUUUAACAAUUCAGGGGGAAGUCUUUGACCCUAAAUGGGAAUUUUAUGUAUCAGAUGCUUUUAUUCCAGUAUGUAAAAUAUUCUCAUCACCAAUUACUUGUCGAGUUUGUAGAAACAGGGUUCAGUGUUAUAUUAAACAUGGUAGUUUACCGAAAGGAAAAGAAUGUUUUAUUUUAAGAACAGCAUUUUGUGCCAGUAUCAAUCAUGUAAUAAAUUACUUGAAGGGCAUUUUGUUCCUGGUAGAUCAUCUGUAAAGUCCUUGUUGCUGUGUAUGUCACACUGAGCCGCUGGUUUAUUUAAAAGAAGAAAAAAAGUAUGUCUGAUAUGUGUUCUGGUUCUUGUUCAAGAAAUACUCAGACCUGUCGCGACUUAAACACUAGGGGGCGACUCCUGUUCUAAGAAGACUAUCCUCACUUGUCAAGUCAUUUCUUUUGAUGAAUUCAGAUCGCGAAACAAACGUAAAUAUUAGAAAAAAAAAUAAUACUAGUAAAUACAAAAAGCAGUUUUUAAGUUAUAAUUUAACUAACAAAUUAUACAAAAGCCCUCCAACUCAACCUGGCCUUGCAUGGAAAACUAAUUCCUCCCUUGUGACUGUUAUUCUGGGCUUUUCUGUGACCUGGAUGGGACAGUGUUGCACUCCUGAAGAAACUUAAGUCAGCUAUGAAAUGAUUCUCACUGUGGCUCACCUUAGUAACAAAGCCUUAGAAAUUGCCUUGUAACCCUUUCUAGACUAUCCAAUAUCAGUGAUUUCUUUUUUUUUUUUUUUUUUUUUUGCCUUCUGUUCUUGUAUUUCUUUAGAUCAGGGCAUGAUGCGUUUCUUCUUUUUUUUUUUUAGAUGUUUUACCCUGCUUCAUGUUGACAAAAAGGUUCUUGUCAAGUGACUGUUUGAUUUUACAAGUGGUAUUCAUGCAUGAUUUAUUAAGAAGCAAUAAUGUUUUCACACUGGGCCAGGUUGGAUUGGAUAUGCCUUGUUCCUUUCUUAAAUCGUAAUUUAAAACACAGUUUUUUUUGUAUUGUCACAAGUUAUCUUUGUCUGAUUAAAAUUUGUCUGACGAUGUAAACUAUUGACAAAAAA